Drosophila hydei is the source of this 610-nucleotide messenger RNA. RefSeq names its product male accessory gland serine protease inhibitor-like. The record is from RefSeq and is a predicted model, not a curated record. The transcript has 2 exons. NCBI's taxonomy places the organism in Eukaryota, Metazoa, Arthropoda, Insecta, Diptera, Drosophilidae. Bases 266 to 514 code for a protein of 82 amino acids. Gene Ontology annotation, molecular function: serine-type endopeptidase inhibitor activity.
GAGUUUUUGAUAAUCUCAGCUCGAGCUGUAAAUUCCCACUGUGCUUACUUAAUUAAUUUAAUCACUUUGCUAAGCACGGCAAACAAAUAUUUACCAAUACAAAAUAUUUCCGAAUAAUUUAGUUUGUACACAAUGCUUACGACAUUCACGUUGGGGCGAUAAGAAUGCAAAACGAAGUUUCCUAAGUGUAUUUAAAAAGCAACUCCGGCUGGCUUGACGCGUAGUUCAUGGUCUCAGGCAGUUCUAUUCGGUUUAAAGCAUUAUCAUGAAGUUCUGGGUAUUGUUUACAGUGCUAUUGAUCUCCAUGGCCGGCAGCUUUGCGCUCAAAAAUGAGCUUUGUGGUCUGCCCCAUUCUUUGAACGGCGAUGGACGCAUUUCGUGCGACGCCUACAUAGCCAGCUGGAGCUACGAUGCAGUGGCUCGGGAAUGCGUUAAGUUCAUCUUUGGCGGCUGCGGCGGCAAUGAGAAUCGAUUUGGCACCAAAGAGAUCUGUGAGGAGAAGUGCUUGGAAUAAGUGACUAAACACUUACUGAUGACAAUGAUUGAAAUACUGAAAUUGAUUUGAUUUGAAUAAAAUGUUAUCAAGCACCCAUUAACGGGCUUAUAUCUU